UACCCAGCACAGGCCCCACGCAGAGCCAGGCAGGGACAACGGCGCCGGCGCCGGCUCCUCCAAGGGAACUGGGACAGCCCUUCCAGUCCCCGGUCUCCGCCCCUUCACCCCGCCCAGCCCACGUGGUGGGUGGCCCCGGGGUGGUUUUGAGAUUGCGACUUCGGUGGACUCUCGAGUCCCGGCCACAAUUUCGCGAGGGCCCUGAGGAGAGAGGACAGCACAGGACGGAGACCUGGAGAGAGCAAGCUGGCUCUGAGCUUCAGUUUUCUCUCAGUCAAGCGGGCACUCAGAGGCACAAACUUACUUCCCGGCACUCUUUUGGGGAUUAAAUGAGGAAACGUUUAAAAACCGUCUGGCACAAAAUGGGGCAGUCAAGCCAAGACAGCACGCGGCGCCAUGACCACCAAGGGUCCCCAGUCGGAGCACCCCUCCGUGACGCUCUUCCGCCAGUACCUGCGCAUCUGCACUGUGCAGCCCAGUCCUGAUUAUGGCGGUGCUAUUGCCUUCCUUGAGGAGCAGGCUGACCAGCUGGAUCUGAGCUGUCAGAAAAUAGAGGUGAUGCCAGGCUAUGUGAUCACUGUGCUGACCUGGCCGGGCACCAACCCUUCCCUCCCCUCCAUCUUGCUAAACUCCCACACCGAUGUGGUACCUGUCUUCAAGGAACAUUGGCAUCAUGAUCCCUUUGAAGCCUUCAAGGAUUCCGAGGGCUACAUCUAUGGAAGGGGAGCUCAGGACAUGAAGAGUGUUAGCAUCCAGUACCUGGAGGCUGUGAGGAGGCUAAAGAGUGACGGCUGCCACUUCCCUAGAACCAUCCACUUGACCUUUGUGCCUGAUGAGGAGGUUGGAGGUCACAAAGGGAUGGAGCUGUUUGUGAAGCGGCCCGAGUUCCAGGCUCUGCGGGCAGGCUUUGCCCUGGAUGAGGGCCUGGCCAACCCCACUGAUGCCUUCACCGUCUUUUAUAGUGAACGGAGCCCUUGGUGGGUCCGGGUUACCAGCACUGGGAAGCCAGGCCACGCCUCACGCUUCAUCGAGGAUACAGCAGCAGAGAAGUUGCAUAAGGUUAUAAGCUCCAUCUUGGCAUUCCGGGAGAAGGAAAAGCAGAGGCUGCAGGAGAAUCCUCACCUGAAGGAGGGGGCGGUGACUUCGGUGAAUAUGACUAAGCUAGAAGGCGGCGUGGCCUAUAACGUGGUACCUUCUACUAUGAGUGCCAGCUUUGACUUCCGAGUGGCACCAGAUGUAGACAUGAAGGCCUUCGAGAAGCAGCUGCAGAGCUGGUGCCAGGAAGCAGGCGAGGGGGUCACCUUUGAGUUUGCUCAGAAGUUUAUGGAGCCCCGAAUAACAUGCACUGAUGAUACUGAUCCCUGGUGGGCAGCUUUCAGCGGGGCCUGCAAGGAAAUGAACCUCACUCUGGAGCCAGAGAUCUUUCCUGCUGCCACUGACAGCCGCUAUAUCCGGGCGAUGGGAAUCCCAGCUCUGGGCUUCUCGCCCAUGAACCGCACACCUGUGCUGCUCCAUGACCAUAACGAACGGCUGCAUGAGGCUGUGUUCCUACGUGGGGUUGACAUAUAUACACACCUACUCGCUGCACUUGCUAGUGUGCCCGCCUUACCUGGCGAAAGCUGAACCCCAUGCCUUCCAAUCCUUGCAGCUUCCAGCCCAGCCACUGCCAAGGAUCUGUUGCUCCUGCCCAGUAAUAAAGCCAGUGUUGGAUGGGAUCUUCUUUA
This is a messenger RNA of Meriones unguiculatus (Mongolian gerbil), 1724 nucleotides long. RefSeq names its product aminoacylase 1 (gene Acy1). The transcript is spliced from 16 exons. The record is from RefSeq and is a predicted model, not a curated record. The coding region runs from base 397 to 1623 and encodes 408 amino acids. Gene Ontology annotation, molecular function: aminoacylase activity. Gene Ontology annotation, biological process: amino acid metabolic process. NCBI's taxonomy places the organism in Eukaryota, Metazoa, Chordata, Mammalia, Rodentia, Muridae. Gene Ontology annotation, cellular component: cytoplasm.